CUUCGUCAAGUCACACAGCCACUCAGUGCACCAUCGAAUAUGCAGAUGUCGAGCGGUGAACUGGCCAGCCUCAUGUGCCGUACCUGGCCUCGAGUGUUCCUCGUCGAAGCCAUUGAGGCCUUCAUUGGUGGUGGCGUGGAGGGAGGCAAAUUCGUCAAGUUUCUGGGUGUAAUAUACACCAUGGAGGCUUCUGCAAGUCAGGGAGUCGUUCUUGUUGCCGUUGCAGUCUGCCUUCAGUCACUUAGCUGCUGUGGUGAGUCGCCCAUUACCUGGCCGGAUGCGCGUCACUUCACUGCGAAGGUCGAUCGGAAGCAAGGAAAUUCGGUCAUCCUCACAUGGCCCUUCAAAUCCUUUUCCUCUCAGGACAGCCUCAUCAGUUUUUCUGUAAAGAUCCUAAGCUUGCCAGAUGAAGAAGUUGCCUAUACUCGGAGUGGGUUGUCCUCCUACAAGUUCACGUUUAGAGCGAGGAGUAAACCAGCAGAAUACCUCGCAAUGGGAAAACUGCAAACAAGAUUUAAUAAAGAUGGCAUUAACGCCAACCUGACUUUCAAAGUAAACGCUGAAAUGUUCUUUGGAUCAACCGAUUUCCUUCCCAUUCAUGAGAUCCCUCAAGUCAGAGUUGUAGGAGAAGGGCCAUCCGUUGUCAUUCUGAGGGAUCGGUCAACACAAGGCUGCCAUCUGGUCAUCUACAAUUCGGACGCGGACGUCGACCGUUACUCGAUUGAAGCCACAAGGGAAUGUAAGGACAAAAAUCGUCCCAAGCUGGCUUUUGCACUACCGAUGAAGAAUAAAACUGACCCACUGCUACCUCACCUGAAGCUACUCGAUUUCCAAGUUCCACAUGACUUCCUAGAGGAUAUGCCUCCCUUCUACGUUACUUCCCACCCAAUUGUGGAGGGACCUCCUUUCGAACUUGACCCUCCACAGAGUAUCUACGGUGUUUUGAACCUCAUGUCGCCGUCGCACUGCCACCUCGUAUUGCGUUUUCGACCACCGGCCUCCAAUUCGAAGUUGAUAAAGAACUUUACAUUCACAUUUGGCCACUCACAAGAAAGCCUUGUGCUCAAAGUAGUCGAAGACACGGGGCGUCCAGACGAGAAGACAUUGGACGUCAUUACAACUGACCAGCUACAGAGGGCUCAACGAGACCCAGAAGUAUUUUUGGAAGUUUUUCCGAAAAGCGUGUUCGAAUAUCCAGGCAAUUACACCGUUAUUGCAAGCACAAACAACGCAACGCAGAAGCGGAUAGUUGUCCCUAUCAUAAUGCCCCAGUUCUUUCCUCGAGAGCCUGAAGGUCAAAGCAUUGUUGCUGAUGAUUGGGGCGUGAAUGUCAAGUGGGGUAAGCCGCGCCUCUUCGGGACCUCCUGUGUCUACACAGUGACCGCUGCGCCGAUUGAAGACGCUGGUCAGACGCGUGCAGUCCAGUCUGUCGGUCCAGCUCGUAAUGCAACAUUUCGAGGACUCUCUGGAUCAACUGACUACACAUUUACACUUCAGACCAACUGCACUGACGGUAAAGCCAUCUUAACGGAUUUGGGCACUUUUCGAACAAAUCCAGAAGUUCCUAGGGCUCCAGCAAACCUCAGGCUGAGUACGUCUACAAAGGGCACUCUUAACGUGACCUGGGAAGCCCCAUUAAAUCAGUGGGGUCACUUCAAGUACUUGUGGAGGUGCUACCACUCAAUGGGAAGUCAAAUGAGUAGGUACACAACUGAAACACACACCGACUUCCCAGUCGGGCCCGGCAAUAUUACAUGCAACGUUGCUGCAACCAACACCGAGAUGCAUUUUGAUAAAUGGGGUCCGCCGAGUCAAUCCGUUUCCUUCGUCGUGCCCGCUGGAGGGCUCCCGGUUGCACCAACAGUCGACAUCAGAAACGUUAAUGAAACUGCUGUUGAGCUGGAAUUGCUAUCGACAUUGAGGGAUGACGUUCUUGGCUUUAUAGUCAAGGUCGACUCUAGUCUCCAAAUAACUUUUUUCGUCAAUAAAGCAUUCGGACCAAUGAAUGUGAGACACCUUGGUAACUCGUUAAUUAAAGAAAAGCGUACGGGUGCUUCAAGUAUCCUACUUGCCAACCUGAUCCCGAAUAAGGAGCAUAAAGUCGAUGUUACGACGCUGUUUUAUGCAGCUCAAGAAACCACGGCCAAUUUCAUCAUCCAGUCUGCCCCAAAUCAAGAGUCUUCAAAUGCAUCGGAAGCACUUGUUCGGGCUUCAAAUAAAAGGUUUGCAAUACCUCAAUCUCUGCCGGACGACAGAGUUGAUGCCGGCAGUUCCACAGUGAAGAAACUCCAUGGUCUCUUCCCCCGAUUCCAGAAUAUCAACUCGGGCGCUGCAACAAACAUGACAACUGUGGGUGGACCACCAGUAACCAGCACAUUCAAGCCCCCACUUAAUUUGUCGAUCUCCAACCUCGGCCAAAACGAGAAUCAGCCCAUCAGAGUUGCAGCAGCCUUCGCUUCGAUCGAGGAAAUUGCGGUUGAACGUGCAGCGGAAGAAGAAAACAACAAAUCAGGCUUGAAGCAACAAACAAUGACUCCAUUGAUAGCCAUCUUCGCUAUUCUGUUAUCACUGCUGCUUAUAUCUUCAAUAGUUAUACUUUUCAUGCGGUGGCGCAAGAAAAACGCCAGCGCUAUGUUGAGGGAUAUCCCAGAGGCGGUGAUGGCUCCGACCUUCACAUUCAAAGCCGAUCAACAGAACCAGUCAGUCGAGUACGCGUAG
Messenger RNA from Mesocestoides corti, 2718 nucleotides. The record is from the annotation of a GenBank genome assembly. NCBI's taxonomy places the organism in Eukaryota, Metazoa, Platyhelminthes, Cestoda, Cyclophyllidea, Mesocestoididae.